CACACUAGCAAGAAACGCGGAAAAAGCAAGAAAGAAGCCCCCCUCAUUGACGAAGUGAUGCUGGUUUCUACGGGCUCACUUCCGGGCACACUAUCCAACAUCACAGUUGACCAUGAGGAUAUAAAGAUGCCCACGUCCGAUAAGCCAGAGCUUUUCGGUCAACCAUUUUGGCAGCCAUUUGUACAUCAUCAUUGUGUUCAGGCAUUAUUGAUCAUAACUGUCGAAAUGAAGUCUUACCAUUUUCUACCUCUCAUUCCCGUUGCGCUCGCUGCGCCCCCUGUUGUCGAUCCAUUCCUUGAGGUGUGCGGAGUGUCCGUUACACUCUCGAUGGUGACCAACACUCUCCUACUACCGCCGCAGACAAUUUCUCUCUGCGAGAACUCAAACUGCGCCAUUCCUCCAAUCACAGCUGGGGGAGGUUUUCCUCCUGCAUCGACGCAGCACCAUGAGGUGCCAAAUACUCAGCUUCCGCAGGAAACCGUCAGCCAGGUCCCUGGAGGCAGCGGUCCCGUCGGCCAGCCUGCUGCCUCCCAAUCUGGUGGCAGUCCCCCCUCGGCCCAGCCUCCAGCCAGUCACGCCCCCGGAGGUCAAUCAUCUGCUGUCAGUCCUGCCGGAGGCUCCAGCGGGGAUUCGCCUGUUGCUACCGCCUCGAGCUCUGGCAAGACUCCUGCCGUAACUACGUCGUCUGCGUCUCGAUCAUUUGGUGCUCAGUGGGAUGAGCUCGUGGUCAUGGGGGUCAUUGGCUGCGUGAUUCUGGCGUCUCUUGGACUUGGAUUGUAAUGUCCGUCCUUCAGGGAAAACAGGGGUUCAAUAUUAGGAAUGAUGGUGGAAUGAUCUGUUCAGUCUUGCAUUGUAAUUGCAUUGGUAGCUUCUGAUGCCGACCUCUAAUUGGAUGGAACGAGCCGGAUACCUUGCACUGUUCUUAUUUCAAGCUAGUCGCCUCUUAACUGAUGAUUUGUGCUGAAUCUGGUCAGGCAUGUCACUUUGGUCGGGAGGAAGAAGGGGGCACUGUAACAUGCCUCGGCAAUUUCCAGAAGGACUCUGCAGACAAUACAAUCUCUUAGUGGUUUCACCGUUCGUUUUCUUUCCUGGGAAACAAUCAACUGAGCACGAAGUGUCUCUCAGUGUUCCAUGCCGCAGACGCCUUGCGGAAUUCAUGGUGUAACAUUAUUCAUGAUGCAUGUACCUUGGUCAUAUGACGGCUGACAGUUGAGACACGGACAAGAA
Colletotrichum acutatum is the source of this 1227-nucleotide messenger RNA. RefSeq lists its product as uncharacterized. The record is from RefSeq and is a predicted model, not a curated record. Bases 58 to 780 code for a protein of 240 amino acids. Lineage: Eukaryota; Fungi; Ascomycota; Sordariomycetes; Glomerellales; Glomerellaceae. The transcript has 2 exons.